This is a messenger RNA of Neurospora tetraspora, 1130 nucleotides long. RefSeq lists its product as uncharacterized. The coding region runs from base 162 to 1040 and encodes 292 amino acids. The record is from RefSeq and is a predicted model, not a curated record. Lineage: Eukaryota; Fungi; Ascomycota; Sordariomycetes; Sordariales; Sordariaceae. The transcript has a single exon.
AUCCGCGACGCCGGAUUGACCAUCUAUCGAGAUAGGAAGUCGUAGGCAGUCAAUGUUGACUGUACCUUCCUCGAGGUACUGGUUAGGGCUCGAAUCGCCGGUCGUCCCUAUCCACGAGUGUGUUUCUAUCGGAUAAUGUUUUUCCCAAUCGGACGAGUUUGAUGCCAAUCGAUGGAAUACAUGAGCGUCGUCAGCAGCGGAACGGUGUCUUCGAAACAUCACCCAUCAACAACGCGUCGAUACCACCUCUGUCGUCGCCCGUCGCCUGUUUUCGUCUGUCGUCGUCAUCAGUGUUAUCGCAAUCCUCGACUGAAUGUUUCAAAGCUCUCGAAGUUGCAUUGCCAUCUUGCCUAUUUCAUCGAAGGACACUCCGACCAGGACGGAAAAGGGCAGGGCAAGGGCAGGGCAGUUGGGAACAAGCUUCCUUGAGGUGCACGCAACCCCUUCGACUUUCUCAAUGCAUCGGGAUAGAAAUGAAGCCCAAUCCCGAGAAACCGAAGAGCCGCAUUUCAUAUAAAACAGACAUGAACCCGGAAGAGGUUGACAACAUGGAAGUGUUUUCCGGGUUACACCUGGACGAUAUGCCAGGUGAACUCUGCCGGUGGUUGACCUCCAUGCCAAGCCCCUGGGGCUGCAUUGACUGGAUCCGACAGGGCCUCACAGCGCCGCUGCGUGGUGUUUCAGGGGUUGGCCGACAGGGGUCCAGGGGCUGGCCUCCAGACGUCCACAGCGCAUUAUUCCCCACACACUCGACACAUCACCAGGGGUCACCACUUGGCGAACUACCACUCUCCCAGUCCUCACCAGAACACCACACGAGAUGUGAAACUCGAAGAUUUUCGUCGUGGUGUGGCUUAUUCCGGAUCCAUGGGAUGGAUGCCCAUGGACUGCUGGAUUCGGUUGCAGUCUGGAUUUGGGAGUGUCCAAUGCGUGUCCCGCUACCUCCCCUUCGGAACCGAGAAAAGCUUGGAAUUUCUUCCCUCUUUUCCUUUUUUAUACCACCAUCUGUUUGUUUACUGCGAACAGCAGAACAAGGUUGAUAUUCGACCUUUUUUCUACAUUCUUUCUUUUUUUUUUCUUUUUACAGCCCGGUGCUGGACAUUCUUUCCUUUGCUACCCUUCAUCACAGC